UUAAGGUACAGCAAUGCUGGGAAGAACUCUCAGUGGGAGGCAUUAUUCAGGUCUAGCUAUAGUUCUUGAUUUCUUUUUUGUCAUGGUACUUGAAUCUGAAUGAGCACCCAGUUAUAGGACAGCCCUUGGUGAAAGUCAGUUGAGCUUUCUAUGAAGUUGUUUACUGUUUGUGCAUGCUCAAUUUCCAUGAGGAGUUACUUUGAUAUCUUAUUUUAAAACUGAAUCUCAACUAAAGCCUUGUAUUCUUUCCAGGUUAGAUGUAGAGACUAAACUUCUUCCACCUGUCCCUCUAAAACAUGUAUUUCUCCAUGUAAUCCUCCUGAUGGAAAACCAGACAGGGUUCCCUUCCUGCUGUUCAUGCUGACUGGCUCCUUGGAGAGGUGGUGAAUGAGUGAAUGUAUGCUUGGUGGUCUUCAAAUGUGGAAAUUGCCCUGGAUGUGGUUGCUGCUGCUGCCCUGGUCAAAUGUCUUGAUAGGGAAUUAACACCAUUCUGUGAUGGGCUGUGGGACAAGCAAAGUGCUUCCAGAGCCUCCCAGAGAUGUGCAGCUAGACCUGGUGAAAAAAGUUGAACCUUACACAGGCCGCGAUGACAUAUAUAAACAUUUCAUCAAGGAUCACUGUGAGAUCAAAGCUCCUUCACCUCCAGAGCAUGCUAACCCAUACCCUGGGAACCACCUGCCUGCUCAUUUGAACCAGCCUGAGCCCUUCAAGAACAAAGUGGCUAAAUACUGUGCCAAGUUUGACACUAGAGUGACAGCCAAGUAUGACAUUAAAGCCUUGAUCGGGAGAGGGAGUUUUAGCCAUGUUGUACGGGUGGAACACAGGGCCACCAAGCAGCCCUAUGCCAUCAAGAUGAUAGAGACCAAAUACCAGGAGGGGAGGGAGGUGUGUGAAUCAGAGCUUAGUGUGCUGCGUCGGGUUCGCCACACCAACAUCAUCCAGCUGAUUGAGGUGUUUGAGACCCAGGACUGUGUGUACAUGGUGAUGGAGUUGGCAACUGGAGGAGAACUGUUUGAUCAAAUCAUUGCUAAGGGCUCCUUCACAGAGAGAGAUGCUACAUGAGUGCUGCAGAUGGUGUUGGAUGGUGUGAAGUAUCUGCAUACGCUGCGUAUCACACACUGGGACUUAAAGCCAGAGAAUCUGCUGUACUACCAUCCAGGAACAGAUUCCAAAAUCAUGAUUACAGACUUUGGACUGGUGAGUCCUCAGAAGAAGGGAGAUGACUGCCUGAUGAAAACUACAUGUGGGACCCCAGAGUACAUUGCUCCUGAGAUCCUGGUCAGGAAGCCGUACACUAACUCUGUAGACAUGUGGGCGCUCGGUGUCAUCUCCUACAUUCUCCUCAGUGGCACUAUGCCCUUUGAAGAUGACAACCGCACCCGCUUGUAUCGGCAGAUCCUGAAAGGAAAAUACAGUUACUCAGGCGAGCCCUGGCCCAGUGUUUCCAACCUGGCCAAAGAUUUCAUUGAUCAUCUACGCGCGGUGGACCCCAGUGACAGGAUGACAGCCCUUCAGGCCCUGAAGCACCCAUGGGUGGUCAGCAUGGCAGCCUCUUCCUCCAUGAAGAACCUACACUGUUCCAUCUCACAGAACCUUCUCAAGAGGGCAUCUUCCUGCUGCCAAAGCACCAAGUCCGCCCAGUCCAACCGCUCCACAAAAUCCAACAAAUCACGGCAGGUUCGGGAAUGGGAGCUACGUGAGCUCAACUUGCGCUACCGUCAACAGUACACUGGCUGAGCACUGGGCUGGGACCUGCCAGGCAUCUUCACAGAUGUCUUCUCUGCGGUGUAGGUGUGCACACACUCAGUGAGGAACAUCCAGGUUUCUCCCUCCCUCUAGGUGUCCCCCAUCCAUGAGGAGGUGUCCUCAACAUGAGGGACCUUGUGGUGGCCAUCACACCCUGCGAGCUGUGCCAUGGGAGUCUUGUGCCAGAAAUGGGGGAGCCCUUGUGGGCUCAGAGCAGAGCUCAGAGCCUUAAGUAAUACCCAAAUUAAGGAGCCAUGUGGGGAAAAGAGCUCUUUCUGUA
Molecule: messenger RNA, 2026 nt
Organism: Pezoporus flaviventris
Lineage: Eukaryota; Metazoa; Chordata; Aves; Psittaciformes; Psittacidae
Product: serine/threonine-protein kinase H1-like
Exons: 3
Biological process (GO): protein phosphorylation
Molecular function (GO): protein kinase activity; ATP binding
Source: RefSeq, a predicted model, not a curated record